CCAUGGCCGUGUGGUUUUGGUCAAAGAUUACACUUACAGACUUAUUAUACUCUUUGCUUACAGUCAUAGUGUAUUGUAUUAUUUUGGUUUUUACUCUAUGUUCUAACCUAAACAUAAAUAAAUAUUUAUUUUAUAAGUAUAGAAUUUGAAUUCUUAAAUUCCUAGCUAAAUUACAAUAUUGUUAAUAUUACUUGCGUUACCAUAUAACAUAGCUAAUUAGUUAGUAAAAAUUCAACUGGCAUUUAUAACUUCACCUACAUAAGUAAUAACCUUAAAUUUAGUAAUACAACUUUUACGAGAAAGAAGGAUGUCUUCGCCUGUGAUUAAAUACGUUGGAAGAACUACGAAUUUCAAGGGUAAAACACUAUGGGAAAUAGUUGGAAGUCUCAAGAACUACGGAGUUGGAAGGUUGAUCGUUCGAUCCGUUUUCGAACGGUAUCCUGAACCAAGUUACAUGAAAAUCGUGAAAGUAGAAACAUGUCCUGAUGAAGAAAGACGUAGAGUGCGUGUAUGGGUUGAAAAGACCUUCAGAGGCAGAACCCUGCCAAAACUAACAGAAAUCUACCGAACAUCAUACAAGCCUGACUAUAAGCUUAUACCCAAAGAUGAGGAGUCAAAGUUGUUACAUGUUGACCAUAAAAAGACAGAGGUCAUUCUACCAAACUGUAUUGAGAUGCCACCCUUAAUGAAGAGGUUUAUUGUUAAGGAUCAUGAAAAAAGAGGAUUGGAGGUUGUAAAAGACUUUGUGCUGCCAUUAUCAUACAAACAUAGCCCAAACAGGGUUCAAAGGGUUGCAAUAGGUGACGAGAAGCCUACUAUACAAUUUACUAUGGGACUUGGAAAACCAGCUAGUCCUUCUCUAUAUGAGGGAAUUCCCUUGGAAAAAUCUGUUUGAAGUGGUGUACCUACAUGUUUAGUUUAGAUAUUUUUAGUCUAUGUUACAUUGAUAUAAAUGCUUAGUUUUAAAAA
Molecule: messenger RNA, 969 nt
Organism: Bicyclus anynana (squinting bush brown)
Lineage: Eukaryota; Metazoa; Arthropoda; Insecta; Lepidoptera; Nymphalidae
Gene: mRpS34
Exons: 3
Coding region: 308-895 (195 amino acids)
Biological process (GO): mitochondrial translation
Cellular component (GO): mitochondrial small ribosomal subunit; mitochondrion
Molecular function (GO): structural constituent of ribosome
Source: RefSeq, a predicted model, not a curated record